Molecule: messenger RNA, 1962 nt
Organism: Vicia villosa (hairy vetch)
Lineage: Eukaryota; Viridiplantae; Streptophyta; Magnoliopsida; Fabales; Fabaceae
Exons: 1
Coding region: 1-1962 (653 amino acids)
Source: RefSeq, a predicted model, not a curated record
AUGGCCGGUAAUAACGAAGAUCCCUCGUCAAUAGACGCUGCAAUUCUCAAGAAAAACGACAUCUCGAUCGUUCCUCCGUCAAGAAACACCGUUUCUCGAGACGGUGUCACAGCGUCCCCGUCCCCUAAAGAUCUUCAAGAUGAUCAAUCUCAUCAUUUCGAAGAUACCAGCGGGAAGGACAACCACGAAGAAAGUCUGGGCAACCCCUUUCUCUCCAAAGGACAGCCUCCUCAGGACCAGACCAUAAACGCUGUCUUAGCUGCUCUUGCCCAGACCAAUGCGCUCUUACAACAACAAAGUAACCGGAUCGAAGCCCUCGAGCAGAAGCGCCGCUCAAAAACUCCCCCCGAUCACAAAACUCGUUCUCGACAUGAGAUGAUCACCAAGAAACGCCCACGUUCCCCUUCUUCCAGGGAGAAGGUGAAUCCUUCCUCCAAGAAAGGGUCAAGCGAGCAACGUCCCCGACACCGUUCACAGUCCCCUCGGCCAAGAAGGAAAUCUAGAUCACCUCCGGCCAAGCACGAAGACAACCGGAGGCGACGCAGGCAUAGCCAGAGCCGAUCUUUUUCUCCAUCCGCCAGCGACGACGAAGAGGAGCGCCAUGGUCCUCUAUCCCAGUCAAUCUUAGAGGCUCCCUUGCCAACCGGUCUCGAAAAACCCCCUCCGUUAGGGACCUACGACGGGAUCACGGAUCCGGACGAGCAUAUUGAGAACAUUGACGCCCUUCUCGACUAUAGAGGAGUGCCCGGUGCCAUUAAAUGCCGUUUGUUCCCUACCACCCUGCGAAAAGGAGCCAUGACUUGGUAUAAAAGUUUGCCGGACGAGUCCAUCACAUCAUGGAGGGUGCUUGGGAAACUUUUUUCCAGACAUUUCACGGCUUCCCGAAGACAUCCAAAAUCAGAAGCCUCCUUGGAGGCCAUUAUCCAAGGAAAGGACGAGUCCCUACGGGCGUACAUAGAAAGAUUCAAUAAAGAAGCCGUACAGGUAUCCACCACUGUCCAAAUGAAGAAGUUCUUGCUCGAGCGCGGCCUCCGACCACGCUCGGACUUCGCUAAAGCCGUCGGAAUUGAAACUCCAACCACUCUGGACGAAUUCUUCCUCAAAGCCCAAGCCUACAUUCAAUAUGAGGAGAAAGAAGCUGCCCACGCCGUCCGCAAUUCCAGGCACGAAGAGAGCAGUAAAAAUACGCGCCAAGAUGAAUCUCGCCGGGGAACUGACAAAAAGAAAGAUGAUAAAACUCGAGACCCCAAGGACUACAAAGCCCCAACGAGAAAAUUCCGAGAGUACACCCCGCUAAACGCCUCAAGAGAGCGCAUCUUGAACGAAUGCGUGAACGCCGAGUUUCAGACGGGCAAGGUCCGAUUCCCUAAGAGCAUGCCCGCCCGGCCAAACGUUGAUAAAUCAAAAUUCUGCAGAUUCCACAAAGGCCACGGGCACAACACCGAAGAUUGCAUCCAUCUUAAAGAUGCCAUAGAGAUAUUAAUCAGGGAGGGACAUCUGAAACAGUAUGCGAAGAAGCAAGAGGCUGCUAGAGAAGCUAAACCAGUCACAGAGGAAAAGCCGGCGGAAGAUACGCCCGCCAUGCAAGUGGCCAUGAGCGUUACCAGGCCGGAAGAUUUUUACCUCCCUGACUGGGCAAACGCAGCAACCACCUAUUCCUCCCAUAGCACAUGGGAAAGGUUCCCGUCCGCAAUGGUUAUAUCAGGCGGGGGUUUCAGCAAACUGACCAUCGGAUCUGUGAAACGCAAGUUCGACGAGCUAAUCUCGGCCAGCGCGAACAUAGCUUCGGCCUUCAACCACGCCAAAGGCAGUCCCUCCUCAAUAUCUUUCUAUAAAGAAGAGUUACCCGGAGGAGCACCUAACGCGACCAUCCCUCUCCUCAUCCGAGCUCGGAUGGCUAAUUUUGACGUGCGACGCAUAUUGGUCGACCAGGGAAGUUCAGUGGACAUCAUGUACUCCUAA